Molecule: messenger RNA, 3060 nt
Organism: Thamnophis sirtalis
Lineage: Eukaryota; Metazoa; Chordata; Lepidosauria; Squamata; Natricidae
Gene: AGTR1
Product: angiotensin II receptor type 1
Biological process (GO): calcium-mediated signaling; G protein-coupled receptor signaling pathway; regulation of vasoconstriction
Cellular component (GO): external side of plasma membrane; membrane
Molecular function (GO): C-C chemokine receptor activity; angiotensin type II receptor activity; C-C chemokine binding
Source: RefSeq, a predicted model, not a curated record
CUACGAGUUACCCAGGGGACUGGGCUGAGCUGAGCCUCCGCCUUCUAGCAAUAGUAGCACCGGCGUGCUCAGAAGGCGAAGAGAAGGGCUCGUAGCGGACAGAGAGACCGAACUAAGGGAAAAGAGGGAAAGCGCCACCAAUCCAUAGGUGGACCACCGCGGCCACCUCUUCGCCCUGCGACACCCGCGCGGAGGCGCUCCUGUGCUGUUGGUAUCAGUUUCCUACACAGCCUCUAACAGAACUGAUCACAAUGAUGCUAAAUACCUCUGCAGAAGAGGCCGAUAAAAAGCACCCCAUCGACUGUCCCUCUUUGGGAAGAAACAGCUACAUUUUUAUCAUGGUUCCAACUGUUUACAGUAUCAUCUUUGUCAUUGGUAUAUUUGGAAACAGCCUGGUUGUGAUUAUCAUCUACUUCUACAUGAAGAUGAAAACUGUGGCUAGCGUAUUUCUGCUUAAUUUAGCCCUGGCAGAUCUGUGUUUCCUAGUAACUCUACCAUUAUGGGCAGCUACAACAGCCAUGAAGUAUCAUUGGCCUUUUGGAAACUGCUUGUGUAAGAUCGCUUCAGUUGCAGCAACCUUCAAUAUGUAUGCCAGCGUCUUUCUCUUGACGUGCCUCAGCGUAGAUCGUUACUUAACAAUAGUGCAUCCCAUGAAGGCCCGCCUUCGACGCACAAUGCUCGUUGCCCGGGUAACUUGCAUCAUCAUCUGGCUGUUGGCAGUCAUUGCCAGCUUACCUGUUGGAAUUCACCGCCGUGCAUAUGACCUUGAAAAUGAAAACAUCACAGUAUGUGCUUUUUGGUAUGGCACACGCAGGAAUUCAACCAGCCCCAUAACCAUCAACAUUGGAUUAGGCCUAUCGAAAAAUAUUCUGGGCUUCUUCAUUCCUUUUGUGGUCAUUUUAAUAAGCUACAUAUUAAUCUGGAAAACUCUGAAAAAGGCUUAUGAGUUUCAGAAGAAUAACGGCAGAGGUGAUGACAUAUUUAAGUUGAUUGUUGCAAUAGUUCUUUUUUUCUUUUUUUCUUGGAUUCCUCAUCAAAUAUUUACUUUUAUAGAUGUGCUGAUUCAGCUUGAUGUGAUUAAGAGCUGUGAUAUUGAAGAUAUUGUGGACACAGCUAUGCCCUUCACAAUCUGCUUAGCUUAUUUUAACAAUUGCCUGAAUCCUGUCUUUUAUGGCUUUUGGGGAAAGAACUUUAGAAAAUACUUCCUUCAGCUACUCAAAUACAUCCCUCCAAAUGUCAGGCAUUCCAGUUUGUCAACAAAGAUGACUUCGCUUUCCUACCGACCCUCAGAAGACUUAAUCCGCACUAGCAGAAAAAAAGGAUCUCUAGUUGCUGAGUGAUAGUAUAGCAGCACAUUUUUUGCUGUUAGUUGCUCAAAGGAACAAUGUUCCUCUUCUGCAGUGUUGGGCCAUCUGAAAUACUUUAUCCUUGUGAAAACUGGGUAGUAGCUUCAUGUCACGUUGGACAAAGAAUGCAGGCACCAUGCCUUACCGUGUCAGAGCUUGGUGGGAAAUAAUGUGUGGUAGAACAUUUAAUCCAAACAUGUAGAAGAAUCUCUGAAAUUAUCUUUCAUUACCUUAUACAUCGGUGUUAUAUAGAAGACUUAUUUCAGAAUAAGGAAAGGAAAGGAAAGGAAAUGAGUAUUUCAAGAAAGUGAAAGAACUCCCUAUGUAAUUAUAAUCUAAUCCUCCUUGUGCUACAUUUCAUUGCAUACACCCAUCUUCUACAGAGCCUGAGAAGUGCCAGAACUGAACUCAUGUAUAUCAGUAAUACCAAAAAGUUUUGAAAUAAGAGUAAAAGUGUAAUGCAAUGUAGAAUGAAUCCACAUUUAGACAAAAAAAAAUCGUGUUCAAGUAACACUUGCUACAUAUAUAACUAAAUGUACCACGUUCCAAAUAUAGCACUGUUUCUAAAUGUAAUUGAACAAAAACUCUUGGCAAAAUAUAUCUGUGGAAAAUGUCUGUUUACUUUCACACAAUUUUAACUGCCUUUCAGAAGUACUUCACUACUAUUGUUUAUAUAGUACAGUUCCUUUCAAAUUGGGUGUUGAUUUAGAAAAGUUUUGAUAAUACAGCCUUUCCUAAACUGGUACAUUCUAGAUGAUCCAGGUUACAACUAUAAUGACUACUGUACUGUCAGCUCAGUGCAAUGUAUCUGGAAGACAUUUUAUAGGUCAUAACCUGAACCUUGACCUAUACUGCAUUCAGAAGCAAACUGGCAACCGAUUCAACUUGCAGAGCAGAGGUUCAACAUGCACCAGUCUUGCAGUUCAUAUAACUACCGAGACCAUCACAUUUUGCACCAGAUUCAGUUCUAGAUACUUAGAUUCAAGGAAGAGGGACGUCCCAGGGCAACUUGAUACACAGAAAAUUUCUCACAGAUACUCAAAUUUGCAUGUAGGGAAUGUGCAUUUGGAAAUUCUGGGAGGUUGAACUCUAUAUAUCUUAAAAUUGCCAAGUUUGACAACCACUACAGUAAACCCACCCAAAUAUGGUGUGAUGCCAAAUAGGCAGUCAUCCACCAUCCCUAUCGACAUAGACACACACAUGUGCACCAAUAAAUAGACAUGCUAUAUUAAUAUUCUAUAAUAUAUGAACAAGACAGUGCCAUUAAAGUAUACAAAAAUGAACCAAAAAGUACUCAGAGCCUGGGUGUCAAACUUGAUUGUGUCACAGGCUGGAUCAUGACGUAUCAUGACUUCUUUUGCCUUUGCAGAGCUCGGGUGGGCAUGGCCUAUGCAUGAUGUAUCUGGCCCAAGGGGCCACCAGUAUAAUAGGCCUGGUCUAGGGCUAUGUCAGCAAUAAAAAGAAAGAGGUAUUAUAAAGUAUAGAACCUCUGUUAGGAUCAGUAAGUAUUAAAAUCAGAUGGAUUUAUUUUCUAAUUGCAAACUAAGAACAUGUGCUGUCUAUAUUCUUUUAGCAUCUAUUAUCAAUCCCAGAGUUCCUAAUCACUAUAUCUCUGUGUAUAUAUUUCGGAUACUUUUAAAUCUGUAAAACUUAUUUUGUGCAAAAAAAUCAUGCAGCUAUAAUUUUACAUGAAUUAAAAAUACUCUUGAUCAUA